This is a messenger RNA of Schistocerca cancellata (South American locust), 7656 nucleotides long. Its product is annotated as leucine-rich repeat-containing protein 55-like. Lineage: Eukaryota; Metazoa; Arthropoda; Insecta; Orthoptera; Acrididae. The transcript has 3 exons. Gene Ontology annotation, cellular component: voltage-gated potassium channel complex. Gene Ontology annotation, molecular function: transmembrane transporter binding; potassium channel activator activity; voltage-gated potassium channel activity. Bases 65 to 1120 code for a protein of 351 amino acids. The record is from RefSeq and is a predicted model, not a curated record.
CUGUCUGUCAAGCGGGAGCUGCUGGCGGACUCCGUGAACCUGAGGACCACCUAGGAAGGCAGCGAUGGAAACCAGGGCGCUGUCCACCGUAGCUCAUGGCCUGGUGGGAGGUCUGUCUGGCAAGGCCAGCAGAGGCCGACGGCUGUCGCAGCCAAUUGCCGCGCUACUCGUGGUCCUCGCCCUGGGUUUCCAGUCGGUCUGCGCCGACGCUGCCACAGCCUGUCCGGCAGGCUGUUCGUGCCAGCACAGUGGCGACCGGGUAUCCUGCGUCGGACUCACCCGGGUGCCCAGGUUCCUCGGCUACUCCCCCAGGACGCUGAGCAUCACUCAGCACCGGAUAACCACACUCGACAGCAGGUCCUUCAGAGGACUGGAGCGCCUGGAAGUGCUGGAAAUCACCGACGGUCGCCUGUCUGAGAUAUCCCCCGACGCAUUCUACGCGCUGAGAGACCUCAACGAGGUCAACAUCUCGCACAACGAGCUGAACGUGCUGCCCCGCGACGCGUUCGCCGAGUGCCGCCGGCUGGAGCUUCUGGACCUGUCCUGGAACCCGCUGGUGCUGCCCGGCCGGGGCCCCAUGCUGGUCUCCAGCUCGCUGUCCGCCCUCGACAUGUCCUCCUGCAGCCUCGGCAAACUACCGGAUCAGGUUUUCUCGAAGAUGCCGGCCCUCAGCGAAUUACGACUGCGGGGUAACAACCUCCAGCUCGUAUCCGAGUGCAUUCUGGAACCGAUCCCCCAGCUGAUACUGCUGGACGCCGAUCUGACGUUCCAGUGGACCGAGUGCUCUUCCCAGGAGGCGACGACGAGAGCCACUCGGCAGGUGAAUAAGGUGGGAGACCCUGGGAGCGGGCGGGACCCCGCCGAGCGGCAGGCAACAGGCGACGUUCUCGCCUACGAAGAGGUGACCUUCAUCCCCACCCUGGCACAGUGGGUCUUUCUCGUCGUUACAGCACUACUUACAGCGUUGCUACUCACCUACAUUCGCAAAGCUUGUGAAAGAGGUCAACGUCGAGAGGAACACAUAUACGAGAUUCUAGGUGGUAGUCAGACAGUUCGCAUACCAAUUACAAACACGAAUUCAGGACAAGAAGCAAGUCGACCAGCUCCUGCGAGCAUUUAAGCUAUCUUGCAAUAGUUUCCUCAGGUGACGGGGAGAGCCGUUAUGUUAUUCCACUACCGGGGUACGUUUUGCUUGCAAAAAAGAGGUAAAAGAUUUCAUAUUUUUAUGUUGUGUGUAUAGUUGACAGUACAUUUAAUCCAAGUUUUCGAUCUCUAAAACCUUCGGGACAACUUUUUCCAGCCAAAAGCCCAAGAAAUGUUGGCACUUUUUUAAGGCUUUCGCCAAUUAUUCGGAAAUUAUCCAUCCUACUUUAAAUAUUACCCUAACCAAACUGAAAGAGCAUUAAAUGUUGAAUGACCUAUUUAAAUGUGAAAAUCGGUGCAGCCAUUUGGCCGCAAUCAGUUGUUGAAGUUCAUUCAUUUUUACCAGUUCGGCUAAAAAGUCGGCUCGAACGCCUGUAACUCAAAAGCGACUACUCCAAAUGAAAAAUGUCUCGUUAUCAAAGUUAUAAAGCAAGGAAUUUCAUAUUACAAAACCAUCUAGUUUUUCAGUUUUAGGCACUAUUAAACGUUUGUGCACCUAAAAGCCAAAGUAAUUACAUUCUAUUGUUUUUCUUUCAAGUCACAGUUAUUCAAUGAAAUGAAAUCUCCAAUGAGGAUAUGGCUCUCUAAUGAGCACAUAUGUGUUCUGCAUGUGUAUCAUCUUUAAUUUUCUCCGUUCCAUUAUGUUUUUAUUCGUUUUUACACAUGUCUUAAUUGGUAUGAGUCGGUUGCUAAAAUGAAAACCAAGUACAUAGUAAUGGACGUAUGAGUAACAUAAAAAUUUGUACUAAUGAAGAAAUAAAAUUGUAUGGCAACAUUUAAAAAACAAUAUUAUAUCAGAGAUUAACAUUUUAUCAAGUUUCAAUUCCAUCGCCGUCGUUUGGGAGACUCCGGCAUGUCCCGCUCCCAGCAUCCGAUCUCCUGUGUCACCAACUUCCUCGACCUGGAACAUAUCUUCUCCGCAUCCUUGCCGGGUCCAGUUUCUGGGGCGUUCUCGCAAGAUAGGCCAUAAGAGUGUUUGCACGCCGAUGAGCACUUCAGUCCAGAUUUGGGACAUCCACAUGUUGCUGUCCACCUCGUUCUGCGUGCACAGGAAACCAUGUUCAGUAGUGUACCUGGAGCUGCAUCUUUCGUCAUCGUCACGGGAAACGAGGCUGAUUUCUUUCAGCCGCACUGGAACGGAUCAGUUUUCUGCCCCUGCCAAGCUUACAGCUCAUGGUAGGAUCACAGUGAGUGCCACCUCGCUGCGUGCGAUGUUGGCGGUAGCCUUUCGUGUGUGAAAGAUUUUCUCGGGGCAGACUUUACGAAAAGCUCGUGCCUGAGGUCGUCCAAAGCCGCACAGCUGUAAUUCCCGUACACUGUUCUACUGCCUAUGCUGCUAAGUCUUGAGAGGCUGAGGGUUUAACAAGUUCAGCAGCUUGCAAUUUAAGAUGUGGCUGUUGCUCCAUAUGGUUUAGUAAUUUCCUUUCUCCAUAGCCAAAAAAAAGGAGGAUUGUGUAUCAUAUACUGUGAAGUCAUGGCUGAAAAGCGCAGAUCCAGAAUCUAAACUGAAAGAAUUACUAGAGUACUACACUCUCUCGUCCCACUAUAUGAAACUACGGGUUGUUCUAGGAGUCUUCUCUACCGGUUAGGAGAACAAGCACGCCUAUGUCCUCGCUUAUGAUUGCCACACUGUCAGACUCAGUAACUUGGGACAUAGCUACUUUCACAACUAAUGAAUCGGCAUACUCUUCUCCUUGUAACACUUGAAUACCUACAUCCUCAAAUUUCCUCAUGAGCAUUAAAAGCAAGUCGUUUUAGUUGCUCUUAUUUACGAGAAACUACUCUUGUGCGACUGCAGCAUUUGUAUCUUCAUCGAAAAUGAUGUCUGAUGAAGAACCCUGUGUCUCUAAACGGCGAGAUCUUUCAGAAGACUUUCUUCCCCUUCGCGUAGAAUCUCUUAGAUAGGAAAAAAUUUAAGAGUUGAACGUCUUCUUCCCCGAUCAGUGUUGUCAGACUCUAUAGCCGUACAGGGAGAGACUGCCAUGACUCCUCCCGUGGAAAGGAAAGCAUUCAACCCGUCAAUCUUGCAUAUGUUAAAAUCGGCGUUGUCAGAGAUGCGCUGGAAGAAUCCUUCGCUGGUUACGGUUAGGAUGCUCUGGUCGCGCAAUCAAGGACGUCUCAAAUAGGUAAGCUUCCAUUAUUGGAGCUGCGCAUCCAAUUGCACUAAAAGCGUCGACAAUAAGUCUUGAUCCGGAUCUGUUGUAUAUGACUGUACUGAGCCCAUUUAAUAGCGAAGAUAGAAAUGACCGUGACCUUUCUUCGGAAAUCAAUGAAUGUGACAGAGCAACACUUUUCUUAUUUACCUAGAGUUCAUUUUGACUUAAAAAGAAACAACAAACUGAAAUUCCUUUGACUUUCAAGUGUGCGAACGCUUAAUAGUGCCCAAAACAGAAAAAGUGGAUGCCUUGUGAGAGAAGAUUUCACACUCUACAACUUUGAUAACUCGACAUUUUUGAACUGAAGUAGCAGUAUUUGAAUUACAGGCGUUGGAACCGACUUUUUAGCUAAGCUGGUAAAAAUGAACGAAACUUGACAACUGAUUCCGGCCAAACGACUGCUCCUAUUUUGGUAUUUAAGUAGCUCAUUCGGCGAAAAUUUAAUGCGGUUUCAUUGAGGUAAGGGUAACAUUUUCAGUACGCUGCUUUGUUUCCGACUAAUAGACGAAAACCUGAAAAAAGUGCCAAUAUUUCUUGGUUUUUUUGGCGACAAAAAGUUGUACCGAGGGUUUCUGAGCUCGAAAACGUGGACUCAACGUAGCGUUAACUCCGUACACAAGAUAAAAUUGAAUCUUCUACCUCAUUUUUUGCAAGCAAAAUGCCUUUUUUGUGACGCCGUUACUGGGCUAUGUGACGAAUCACUUUCACCUGGCGCCCGCCUUACAGUCCUAAAUUCCACUGCACAUUGCCAGUGAAAGAAGUGGUGGCAUAUAUACUUGCCCUGGUUGGAUACAGUGUGACAAGAGCUCGGUUCUUGUCAUGCACCUAUGUGUGAAACUCGCCUCAUGCCGAAGCGUGCCGCCAUCUGGCCCACUGCGUUCUAGAAUGCGAAAACAGCGUACUGCAGUGCCCAACGGCCAAAUUAACAGACAUGGCUGGCCCGUAAAUAUCCUGUGGGUGAUUUCUGUGGCCUGCAUGACACCAAUGCACGACCACACUGAAUAUAGAAAUUAUUAAUUGAAAGUGCCAAGUGGUCAGAGAUAAAUUUCGGAAUUCCGCCUGAAUGCUGGUGAGCUCGUGUCCCAUGUGUCAUCUGCUUAUAAGUGAGACACUAUAUAGUGCUGUUCGCGACUCCUUUCACCUUGGUUGGGGAUAGUGUACUCGGCACAAGAGAUUGCAUUUAAAUGAAGUCAGCUAUUGUCGAGGUGUUCAGUGGUUUUACGUCCCAAGUAGAACACUGGCUGCAGUGGUAUACAGUAUGAAACCUUCACAAUGCAGUGGCUUUGUGAGAAGUCCAUGUACGGACACGAUGAGCCUGUUUAGCUACAGCGCGAACAGUCCACGUAUGAUCGAGUGUUCUAAUAAAGAAGAAAAAAAAAUAAAACAGAAAAUAAGAAAAGAGCACCAAAUAAUGAGUUUCUCGAAGGAGAAGCCGACAUCUAAUUGGUAAAGUUGAAUACACAGCCGUGAAAGCUGUGUGUUGACCUCGUGAUCAAAUCUUAUUACUGUCCUGCAACAUCUUAGGGCAGACGAUGAAACCAACUGAGCCUCAAAGUGAAUCUAGUUAGGCAGAUGUCGACUGACAGCUUGCGGUCAAGAAUGCCAGCGUCCGAAAUUCCGGCUCUCUUACGGGACGAAGCACGUGCUGGUAUCACUGCCAUUUAGAGCUCCUGCUGUUUCUGCCAUAAGUGCCAGAAGUAACUGUGAUGCUCCGUGCAAUGUCCUCUGACGUUGCCCAUGUGCUGCAUGUGCGACGCCCAUUCAGAAACUGAAGAUCUGAAGAUUCUUUCGUCGUACACAGAUAACAAUUAAGCGUUUUAAGAAACAGAACGAAUGAAACGCAUUGCUUGCCAUAUAUUUUGCUAAUGCCACACGACAGCCUUGAGGCAUAUAUGUAAUUCGAAAUCAGUUUUCGCAAUUUCCAAAUGUCUUUGGCAGGCACAUAACAGCUUCAUCUUUUUAAAUGAAAAAACAACAAAUAAAAUAUUUUCAUCUUUAUUUCCUAAUUCAGCGACAAAGUUUUGAACAUUUAUUUAAGUACUGAUUUCAUGUAGCUUUAUGAUUAACAUUUUUUUCUAAAACACUUAUAUGUUUUAUUAUUACUGAAACUAAGUUCCUUAUUCCUAGAUACAGAAAAUAAAAUCUCACUUGAACCAUCACAAAAAAAUCUCAUCUUAUCAUUAUAUAAUAGUAAUGCUGACCAUAUUCGAUAAAUGACGUCUACGUCUUAUACUCUCGUCAUGAUACUAAACAUGUCAAAUUAUUUAUCAGAGAAAUUAAUUUGGAAAGGUAUUUUUUUCUAAGCUUUCUUACCAAUUCUCUGUUGACUAACGCUCGCUGUAAUGUAUUGCAAAAUAGUGCUAACAUCACACAUCCCUCAAGAAACAUUCCUCUACUCUCAGAGAGAUGCGUGCUCCACUGUAGGCUGUUCCAGCGCUGCCCCCGUGCUGUAAGGCCGCUGAGGGAGAGGCCGUAAGCUGACUGGCAAGCAUGCGCAGCGAGGUCAGGUUACCAGCAGGGUAGCCGCAUUGCACUCGUCCUGCGCAUGCGCAGACCACUGGGCCAUUCCAGCCCGAGGGCACGUGACCAGGGCAGUGCUGAAGUGCACACUUCAGCCCGGGUGCCCGCGAGUCAACUGUUUGCCCACCGACGCCCACUGCUAACUGCGGGUCGGCACACGACCUGGAGCAGCCCACUACAGUGACGAAGAAAACAAAAAAAUAAUCUUAAUUACAGUCCUGUAUCGUAUUUCAAAACAGAUUUUUACACAAAGUUCAGUCCAGCACUUUCGAAUAUCAGUAUAUCUCAUUUUUCACUUGAUCGUAAGAAGAUUUGUUACUUCUAACAAUACUGAAUGACAAAGUACUUAAUUAUCUGUGUACGAACUCUGUAACUUGACAUAAUAAAGUCAAUCUGCAAUCUGUAACUUAGAAAAGAAGUUUUCAGUAAGAGAAAUCUUGUUCAGAUGUAUUCUUAUUCGUAAUAUUUCUGUAACAUAGGUAUUUUUUUUUCAAUAGGAAAAUGCGUUAGUCUCUCUCAUGUAGCUUUGAGUAGAGUACGUUACUUGUAUUUAAAACCGUCGAAAAGCUGUGUAAUUGUGCUGAAUGUACGUAAAACUUGUGUUACCGUAUAGUACAGGAACACUACAAGGUACAAGGAAUUUGUUAUCCAGAUGAACCUACAGCUCUAGAACUGAAUAACAUCAUUUUGGAAACAAACUGUUGUCCCUGCACUUAUUUCGUGGUUUUUGUUGACCAUUCGAAUCCUGAGCUCUUGAGUGAAACGCUGUUAAUAAUUUACAUUUAACCUUCAUUAUAAUGCAGCAGAAUGGCGACAUCUAAAUACAUCACCACUAUCAGUGGUUCAGACAAUUUCUGAUGAAGUACAAAGUAUGUGACAAUACACAGUUUUAUAUCUGCGAAACUAAAUUCUCAAUGUAUAUUUUUGAUUAAUUUUGUAGGUACUGUUGUAACACUUGUGAGUUGAAACUUCCCUGCUAUUUCAAAUGGACUCUUAACACCAAAGUAUUCAAUUUUUACAUGUCAGUGGAGUCUUAACCAGCAGUAUCUAUUUUGAUAUGUGUAAAUAGUAUUUCUUGGAAAAUAUACAUCAAAGUUCUUUGAUAUAGUUAUACAUGUGAUAUUUAUAUGAUGGAAUUCGUCAAAUUAUCUGAAUGAAAUGAACGAGAUAUGCCACUGUGGAGAGUUAACAUUUUUUGUUGUGAAAUAACCUCGGACAUUACCGAUUGAAGACAACAGACAUAGACUGAUGUACAUUGUCCCAAUACUAACACUACACACAGUAGUGCUGAAUGUGCAACUCAUACUGGCCAGUUUUCAAAGUCUGAUUUCUAUGGCGGUAUCUGUAAUAAUAAUGAAGUAAGGAUUAUAUUCACAAUAUUCAAUAACUGAUUCUUUAAUGUGAAACUAAUAUAGUCAAUGUCCCCAUGUUCCUUGAAAAAACUCUUCAGUUGUUGAAACUGUAAUAAUCUAAGUCAAAACUGAAUAUUUGCUUGGUAUUGAGUUGUUUAACUUGUUUCACUCGCUUAGAUACUAAAAAUUAGUUAAAGAACAGACGAUUAUAUUUAAAAUCUAGUUUUGUUCUUGUUUACAUCUCAUGAAGACUGAAUAGACACAGUUCUAUAAAUGUGUAACUGUAGUAAGUAAUUGUAUUUUCCUAUGUAUGAUGUUGAAGAUAUUGUCAGUUACCAAAGUUACAAGUGCUGGUUUAAAGAACAGCAAGUAUAAAAUGAAUUUAGUUAGCAAUUUCAUAUUGGUGUUUGGGCUAUUGAAACUAUUAUAUAGACAUAAAUUUCAUAGCUUAAUUAUAUUUUAAUGCUUUUGUUAUUUAACUUUUU